UCUGUACCCCUCCCGGGGCCGAAGACUCUGGCUGCCGCUGGUGGCCGGCGGGCCAAGUAGGAUUUCCGGGGGAAACUACUGUGGAGGCUAAGGAGGCGGUGGCGGCGACCCCGAAACUAUACCCUACCUCUCUAAACUGGUUAAUAGUGGCAUGGAAGAUCCAUUUGUGUGCACCCUGGAAUGACAGGCAUUCCUGUGUGAAGAGAGCCAGCGUGAAGACGUAUUUAUAAGAACCUCAAGUGCCCAGGCCGGGAUAGAGGGAAAGAGAAACUCCGGCAGAUUGACCUCAUGCCAUUUCCUGAUGUUUGGCAGUGACACUGAGAGAGGAGUGCACGUUCCCUCCUUAUGUGGAUUUAUCUUUUAAGAAAAAUUCGCUUUGGUCCGGGACAGUUUGUUGUCGUGAGAUACAUCAGACAAUAUAAUCAUGGGGCAAGCUGAUGUCUCCAGACCGGUAAAUCCAGAUGCAAUUGCAGAGGAAGCAGGCCAGCCCACUGCCGACCCAGGCAUGAUCAUGGACAGUGUGGAAGCGGGAGGAGACACGACGCCUCCCACCAAAAGGAAGAGCAAGUUCUCAGGCUUUGGCAAGAUCUUCAAACCCUGGAAAUGGCGGAAAAAAAAAAGUAGUGAUAAAUUCAAAGAAACAUCAGAAGUUUUAGAGCGAAAAAUCUCUAUGCGAAAACCGAGAGAAGAGCUGGUUAAAAGAGGGGUUCUGUUGGAAGAUUCUGAACAGGGUGGUGAGGAUCCAGGGAAGCUGAGCUAUGCCAUGUUAAAGAAUGGCCAUACCACCCCCAUAGGGAAUGUCAGAUCUUCUAGUCCUGUUCCAGUAGAGGAGGAGCCAGGAAGAAUAGAAAGUCUUGGGAAACCUGUUCCAGAAGAGGACCCAAAGAAGCGACUAGGCUCAACUGGAAGCCAGCCUAAUUCUGAAGCAGAGUCUGUUCCUGAGAAUGCACCCAAACAGCCUUUAAUUCCCCCUAAAAGACCAUUGUCCUCUUCUCAUGAAGCAAAUGAAGGGCAAGCAAAGGAUUCCACUCCCUGUGUGAACACAGCAAGGUCCAUCUCCUCCAUCUCUACUGCCGCCGCCACCACAGCACCUGCUGCCACUGCUACCACCACAAACCUACCAAAAACUGUUAUUAAUUCCUCUGUCCCCCCUUCCCCAGCACCCAGGACUCUGCCUGCUGCUCCUGCCAGCACUAACACUACUGCUACCCCAAGCCUCCCUCAUACAGUCCCUGCCAAGCAGCCCCCUGUUCCUCCCCCUAAACCAACUCACAGAAAUAGCAACCCUGUCAUUGCAAUAAACAGUGGUACAUUGUUGUCAAAACCAUCCCCACCCUUACCACCUAAGAGAGGCAUUCCAUCAACCUUGGUACCCACCUCGGAGUCUGCCACUGCCGCCGCUGCCACCACCACCACCACAAAAGCACCAAGUGAUCAGAGAGAAAAGAGCACAUGCUCUGUGGGCUCCGAACAGCUGCUGCUGAUUCCACCUCCCUCUCCAUCCCCCCCACUGCCUACUCAUAUACCUCCAGAACCCCCACGGUCCCCUCUGUUCCCUGCUAAGACUUUUCAAGUUGUGCCAGAAACUGAGUUUGCACCUUCCUUAGAUCUACCCCAGGAGGUUCCCCAGCAGGAAGAACAGAAAAAAGAAGUAUCCAAGAGAAUGUUGGACCACAGCUUUGGGGAGCCCCCUGUACCCUCUAGGCUGCCCCCACUCCCACUGCAUCUCCGAAUCCAGCAGGCCCUGACCAGCCCACUUCCCAUCACUUCUUCCUUGGAGGGCUCUCACAGAGCUCAUUCAUUGCUCUUCGAGAACAGUGACAACUUUUCUGAGGACAGCAGUACCCUGGGUCGUACCAGGUCACUUCCCAUCACUAUUGAAAUGCUGAAAGUUCCAGACGAUGAAGAAGAGGAAGAGGAGCAAACCCACCCAUCUGCGUUCAGUGAAGACAUACCACCUACCUCAGUCAUUCCUAAACUACCACAGUGUCUGCAGGAGGAAGAGGAAGAGAAGGAGAGCGACUCAGACUCAGAAGGUCCCAUUCAGUACCGAGAUGAAGAGGAUGAAGAUGAAAGCCAGAAUAGUGCUCUGGCCAACAAAGUGAAGAGGAAAGACACACUGGCAAUGAAGUUGAACCACAGACCCAGUGAACCAGAACUGAACUUGAAUUCUUGGCCUCGAAAAAGCAAAGAGGAGUGGAAUGAAAUACGGCACCAGAUUGGGAACACACUGAUCCGACGACUGAGUCAAAGACCAACACCAGAAGAACUAGAGCAACGAAAUAUACUACAACCUAAAAAUGAAGCUGAUCGUCAGGCAGAAAAACGAGAGAUUAAACGUCGGCUCACUAGAAAGCUCAGUCAAAGGCCAACUGUGGCUGAACUACUUGCCAGGAAGAUUCUGAGGUUUAAUGAAUAUGUGGAGGUAACAGAUGCUCAAGAUUAUGACCGGCGAGCUGACAAACCUUGGACCAAACUGACCCCUGCUGACAAGGCUGCCAUAAGAAAAGAAUUAAAUGAAUUCAAAAGCUCAGAGAUGGAGGUGCAUGAAGAGAGCAAACAUUUUACACGCUACCAUCGUCCAUGAUGCUGAAGUUUGAGAGUGGAACUAAACAACCCCCCAAAACAGGGCUACUUUGCUGCUUAAAUCUCCAGAAUGACAUGGCAGGAACUUCAGCGCUUACCAGCACAGCCAGAUUUGAGUCUUCUGGGGUGAACAGCACUUCUAUGAAUGUAGUGUUUCACUGGAAUGGAUUCUCAUGUUCUGCCUUGAAGCAAAACUGAACACUGACAGUGCUUUGAACCUUUUAAUAUUGCAGCAUGCUUUGGGGUCUUCCCUCACCAGCCACAAACGUUCUGGGCCACUUGUAGGUUCCAAGUUUUAUUGGCUGCACUACACCCUCGCCCCAAGAUGACUGCCUGUGCUGAGGCACAGUUCCUACCAUUAGCCUUACCUGCUCUGUCCUGGUUGUGAGAUCCACUUGUGUAGGCGCUAAAUCCCAGCCAUCGAAUCCAAUUGGUGGUGGGGAAAACCGAGAGGGCCCCAACCUUCUAGCAAAGAGGCCCCCACUUCCAGGUAAGCCUUCCUACCACACUGGCAUGUCAGCAUUGCACUAUACCUCUUGUAACACAGCAAUAGUCUCUUCAGCCAGUCCAGCCUGAAAGAAGCUCAGGAUCUGACAAGUGCUUCCUGAUUUUUUUCUUCUUUUAAUCUUGAAGAAGUGAUGGAAACUUAGGUUCAAUCUGACCUGCAACUAGAUUCCAAGUUGGGGAAAUGCAAAAGCAUGUAUGUUUUCUAUAUACAAAACCAAAAAAAGCUUUUUUGUUAAUGCCAGCCUGGCAAAAAACUGACUCGUGGCUUAAAUGUUAAAAGCUGUCAUACAUCCUUUGUACAAACUGACUCGUGGCUUAAAUGUUAAAAGCUGUCAUACUUCCUUUGUACCAAAUGAUACUGUAAAUCAUUUGACCAAUAGAUGUAUUCUCCUCCAUAAAGUAGAGUUGUAGCAACUCUGUGGAAGCAUUGGUAUUGUUGGCCCCGCACUUCCAGCCAGAAUCACAGCGAGGUCCUAGGGAUGCUAAAUGGGAACAGUCUUUGGAGAAGCAAUUAGGAGAGGCACAAGCAUGACUGCUCCUCUCCUCCUCGACACAAAUGUUUGUCCUUCUGCUGUCCCUCUGCCAGCUUCCACCUCCCUCAUCCCCCCUCUUCCAAGCUGGAGCCAGUGUAUAAUUGGUGCCUGGGCUUUGGCUCAGCCCCUAGCCCCCCUUUUUUUUAUAAUAUAUAUUAAUACGAUUUUCUAAAACAGAAGAUUCAGUUGCUUUCUUUGAAUUUUUAUGAAAACCUUACAUCCUCACUAUUUCCCUCUAAUUCCUAUCCACACUAAAUGGAACAGGAAAAAAAGUUUCUAACUGAUGAAUGUAGCUUUUUUUUCUUUGAUGUUCAGAGAAUUGUGGCUGUUUUAUAGAUUUCUUCUGCCAUCCCCAUUGUUCUCUAUGUAAUCUUUCAGUAGCUUUUUCUUUUUUUCUUCUUUAUGUCCAUGUAUAAUUUGCUGAAGAAUGAGAAUGUCAUGUCAAAACAAAAAAGGUAAAGUGACCUUAAAAGAUAUUGUCCUUUCUCUGUAUGGGUAAUAGGAGGUAUUGGAUUUCUCAGCUACUGUCACAUGCUUUAUGGCUAUGGAAAUAUACUGGGUUCACCUCUCCUUGAAACUAAUUAGCAUUUGGUAUGAUUGAGGGAAAGAUAAAUGACAACUCUACAAAGUUGUUAGAGAUCUGUGUUGUUAGGGACCAUACAUUAACUGCUAACUUGACUUCUAACCUUUCUGUCUUGUUAGUUUGGAGAUUACUUGGCUUAUGCCAGAAUUCUCUGUGGUUUAAGAUGACAUUUUCAAACCCUUUACUGCCUGUCUUUCCCUUAAUGUGCCAAGCUUGAAAUAGGAUUUAAUUUUCUGAGAUACUUGUCUGCUUUUGUGUGCCACCAAGAAAUUUAAUCAUCUUUCAUCUCAUGUUCUUUUGAAACAAGAUACUUUGGGGGUCAAGUCUUUUCAGGUGUUAUAUAUAUGUAUAUAUAUAAAGGAUUUUGUGUCCUUUCCAUGUAAGUAACAAUUCACAAUCAUAAUGUAUAGAAGAAAUAAAAUCCUGAUGUAUUGUACUUCAAAAUGCUUCCGUGAUGUACAGAAUCUCCUUGUAAAAUAAAUAAUUGCAUUGUAUAUCA
Messenger RNA from Molossus molossus (Pallas's mastiff bat), 4708 nucleotides. It is a transcript of the gene PHACTR4, whose product is annotated as phosphatase and actin regulator 4. The record is from RefSeq and is a predicted model, not a curated record. The coding region runs from base 425 to 2587 and encodes 720 amino acids. Lineage: Eukaryota; Metazoa; Chordata; Mammalia; Chiroptera; Molossidae. Gene Ontology annotation, molecular function: actin binding. The transcript has 15 exons. Gene Ontology annotation, biological process: neural crest cell migration; actin cytoskeleton organization.